AUGUAUAGUUAAGAAAAUGAAUUAAAAAAUGCUAUUACUUUUAUAGGAUUAAAAAUUUUUACUUAAUGUACUAUAAGCAAUGUCUAAAUAAAAAUUAGUUUUGGAUAAUUCUAAACGAAGAAGCUAAUAUUUGAAGAAAUAUAACCUAUUAGAUAUAGAUCUAACACAAACGAAUAACUUUAGUAAAAAAUUGGCUAAAUAUAUUUAGAGUUAAGUUCUUUUCCUAACUUGUAGCCAUAUUUAAGAGAAAUGAAAUUAUUUGAAUUAUAAAACUUAAAUUUAAGUAUUGAAAAUUUAGAAAUUUAAAGUAAAAAUUUAUAGGCUUAAGUCAUCUAUUUAGGUCAAAAUUGCAAUAUAAAUAUCCAAAAUUUACAUUUGAAAGAUAGUCUAAUUGAGGAAAAUCUAGUUUAUAAUAACUACUUACAACCUUAUAUAAUGACUUAUAUUAAUAGUGAUAAUAACUUCAAAAUAGACAAUUUAAUUGUAUAAAAUUGUAACUUUAGAUAGCAAUACGUACUUAUUUAUAGCUAUUCAAAUGAUGAAAAAUAAAUUUAGAUAAUAAUUGAUAAUUUCGUUAUCAAAGAUAGUUAUAUUGUGAAUAGUUUGAUAUAUAUUGAUAAUGAAUAUAUUUCAAAUUAGUUUGCAAAAAUUAAUUUGAAAUCAGAAAAUAUUGACUAUGAAGGAAUCAACUCAUUAAUAUUUAUCAAAAAUAAUGUUUUAAUUUUAACUCUUUAAUUAGAGAUAAAUAAUAAAAUAAAAACUUAAAAUGGCCUAAUUUAACUUAGCAAUUAGUAAUAACUAGAUUUGCUGAACAGCUACAUUUUAAUAAAUGAAUAAUCUGAAAUAUCUUUAGGAUUAGGAGGAAUUUUAUAAAUUUUUGAUGUUACCAAUUUAAAAAUUACUGACUUAAAUGUGAUAUCAUAGAGUUAAAGAGUUAUUUAAGGUUAAUUUGGGGGUAUCUUUUAGAUGAAUGGAAUAUAUGAGUUAAAUUUAGACUCAGUUUAAGCAAGAAGCGUAAAAUUUGAAGGUUAAGGAGGAUUUGCAUAUAUUUAAGCUAAUAAAAUUUAUAUCAAAAAUUCUAAUUUCAAAGAUUUCUAUUCAAAAGGCUCAGGUGGAACAAUGUUUAUUAUUUACUUUUAACUUGAUAUGAAAAAUGUUAUUAUAGCUAACUCUUAGUCAGAAUUACUAGGCGGAGCUAUCUAUUUUUAAAAUUAUGAAAUUUAAACUAUCUUUAAUUUUUAGAAUGUUAAAAUUUUAAAUUCAGAAGCUUUUAUUGGUGGCGGCUUUAUUAUUAAUACAUAUGCUCAAGAACUAAUAGGAGUCUCAUUUGAAAAUAAUAAAUCAGUUAAAUAUGAUAAUAACAUCUUUUUCCCAAUAUCAUUUAUCAAUAUAAUAGGUUUUGGAGAGUUUAACCCAUAAUUAGGUGAUGGGUUUUAGCAUAUACCAAAAGAAUUCAGUUAACAAAAUUUUUAUAAUUAGUAAUAAAUUAAUCUUAAAGAUGUAAAUAUCAACUAAAUUUAUUAUUUUGAAUUGGAAUUCGUGUUUACAGAUGGCACAAUUCUAAGAUAUGAAGACUUACAAACUAAAAAUUUUAGCUAUUCCUCUAAAAGUAGCAAGAAAGUUAAAAUGGAUAAAUAAAAAUUCAAAAUAACCAGAUCAAGUACUUUAAAUACUGUAACAAUUUAUAAGUCAGUUUAAAUAAAGAUUAAACUAGAUGCACAAAAUGUCCUCCACAAUAAUUUGAAGCUUGCUAUGCUAACAUAACAAAACUUAAACGAGGAUACUAUUUACCCAAUAAUUCAUUAAAUUUUAGUAAAAAUAACUAAGAUUAUUAAAUUCAAGCAAUAAGAUGUUCUUUCCUUCCUUAGAACUGCAAUGGUGGAACAAAAUUUGAUGACAGUUAAUGCUAUUAAUCUCAUUUAGGUCCUCUUUGUCUUGAGUGUGACAGGAAAAAAAUUAGGUCUAAUACUUUGUACACAAGAAGUAACUCUUUCUCAUGCUAGGAAUGUUAAAAUUUUACAUAAAAUUUGA
Molecule: messenger RNA, 2031 nt
Organism: Tetrahymena thermophila SB210
Lineage: Eukaryota; Ciliophora; Oligohymenophorea; Hymenostomatida; Tetrahymenidae
Exons: 2
Source: RefSeq, a predicted model, not a curated record